UGUUUCCUCGCUCCUAAACUUUGGGUCUUUGAAAUUUUUAAUGAUGCAUUUUAUUCGCAUUUUUCGCUGUCUUUAAAAAAUGGAGGUGGAUACGAGAAGAGUCAGUCAUGCGCCGCGGGAAGUGGCAUUCGGCGUACAUUCUGCCGAAGAAGUUCGAGCCAUCUCCGUGCUAGAAAUCAAGAAUCCUGUUAGCUUUGAUCAGCUGGGUACUCCGGUUACGGCGGGGCCUCACGAUCCAGCUCUAGGCGCGGUGGAACGCGGCGAAGUGUGUCCUACUUGUUACCAGAUGAGCAAAAGCUGUCCAGGACACAUUGGGCAUGUUGCGCUACCGGUGCCUGUUUUCAACCCAAUGCUCUUCAAGACUUUGUUAAGGAUUCUGAAAGGCAGUUGCUAUUCAUGCAAGUUGCUUUUGUGCGAAGGGAGAACAGCCACAAACUUCGCCUGCCAGAUCAGGUUAAUUGAAGCGGGACUUACCAAUGUAGCACUGGAUUUUCCUCUGCUGGCGAAGGGCUAUUUGCUCAACAAUCCCUGUCGUGCUGAAGAAGUUGCGGAGCAUUUAAAUGCUUAUGUGGAUCAGCUCAUUGAAGGAAAUUCAACGAAUGAUCAGAAUACAAUUGAUUCUGCAACUGUUUUGAAAGACAAACAGAGUGUGGUGAAAGAAUUCCUGCACCGGUCUUUGGGCGCGAAUAAAAAAUGCUAUUUCUGCCUUGGCAAGAAAUGGACUAUCAGGUCGUAUUUCGAUCGGAAAAUCACUUACGUGGUGGGCGGAAGAGGUGCUCGCCCGGAAGGAAGCAAAUCGAAACCGAGACCUAAUAAGAAAAACGUGGAUUUGGCAUUAGCAGCCGAACAGCAACAGGAAGAAGAAACAGUCCCUGAACCCGAGCCUAUUCCGCAACCAGAAAUUCCUGCAGACAAUAGAGCGCACGCGUUGUCACCAACCGAAGCAAGGGAAUACUUACGAGAAGUCUGGAGAAAGAACAGCGAAAUUUUAGCAGAUUUAUUCGGAAUUUUCGAUAAAUCACUAGAAAAUCCAACUGAUAUUCUUUUUAUUGAUGCUCUCAUGGUCUCGCCACCUAAAUUUCGUCCGAUUCGUGUCGUUGAUGGAUUUCGUUAUGCUCACGCGGAAAGCAAAAAUCUAGAGCGGAUUAUUCAAUGUUGCAAUAAUAUUCGGAUUUUAAGGAGUUUUGUAAAACAAGGCGCCAGUCCAAAAAUUGCAUUGCCAGAAAUUCAGCAAAUUCCCGGUAACACGAUGGAAGCUAAACUGCUGGAAGCAUGCGACAGAUUACAGGUCUACGUGAGCAGCAUUGCCGAUGGUGAUGCCGAUAAGAUGAACCCGGAAUUUUCUAAUGGAGUCAAACAGAUCUUGGAAAAGAAGGAGGGUUUAUUUCGCAUGCACAUGAUGGGAAAACGAGUGAAUUACUCAGCGCGUUCUGUCAUUUCCCCUGAUCCUUACCUCAAACUUAACGAAAUCGGAAUUCCGGAGUACAUUGCCUUGAGAUGGACGUAUCCGGCGGUUGUGACCACCAACAACAUUGAUCAACUUCGAAAGGCCGUAAUCAAUGGACCUGCUGUGCAUCCCGGUGCUGAUAAGGUGAUAAAUGAUGACGGAACGGUAACAAUAUUGAAAGCCGACAAUCCCAAACAGCGAAUGGCUAUUGCCAAGGGACUUCUAGCGGGAUUAAAAGCGGGAGUGACGAAGAAGGUUCAUCGUCAUCUUAUUAACGGUGACAUUAUGCUGUUAAACCGUCAACCAACCCUGCACAAACCCAGUAUUAUGGCACACAAGGCCCGUAUCCUGAAAGGAGAAAAAACCUUGCGUUUGCAUUAUGCCAACUGCAAGUCUUACAAUGCCGAUUUUGAUGGGGAUGAAAUGAACGCCCAUCUUCCGCAAGACGAAGUCGCACGAUCGGAAGCUCAUUCGAUACUGAACGCUAGUUAUCAGUAUCUUGUACCGAAGGAUGGUACGCCUCUCAGUGGUCUCAUUCAGGAUCAUAUCGUUGCUGGAGUUCAUUUCACCAUUCGGGGACGUUUCUUCAACAAAGCAGAUUAUGAGCAACUUGUGUUUUCGGCUUUGGGGGAUUUGCAUACUUCUGUCCGGUUUCUUCCCCCUGCGAUCUGGAAACCUGCGCCUUUAUGGUCAGGAAAACAGGUAAUUUCAACUAUAGUGAUAAAUCUCGUGCCAGAAGGAAUGCAACCUUUGUCCCUCCGAACCGCUAGCAAAGUCCCACUGAAAAGUUGGCAGACUAAUCAAGGAAGAAACCGGAAAAGGCCAAAUUUUAGUAUAGCCUUGAGCGACGACAAGGAUAUGACGGAAAGCGACGUCAUAUUUCGGCAAGGAGAACUGGUCUGUGGAGUUUUAGACAAGGCGCAGUAUGGUCCGUCAUCUUUCGGACUUGUGCACGCUUGUUUCGAGCUGUAUGGCGGAGAGACUUCAGCUCAGCUACUCAGCAGCUUUGCCCGAUUGUUCACGUUCUUCCUUCAACUGCAAGGUUUUAGUUUGGGAGUGGAGGACAUCUUGGUUGCCCAUGGUGCUGAUUUUCAGCGGCGUCGAAUUAUGGCGACAGUGGAUCAGUGUGGACCGGAAGCUGUGGCGCAAGCGCUGCAACUGGAUGCUAAUUCUACAUCGCCGGAAAUGCUAAGAAAUCACUUCGAAAGGGCACACCGUGCCGCAGAUCAGAGCGACAUGAAGGUUAUUGAUGGGACAGUGAAAGGCAUGGUUGAUAAGUUGAAUAACGAUAUUACACGCGCUUGUAUGCCUGGUGGUUUGGUUAAAGAAUUCCCGCAAAAUCAGCUGCAGACUAUGGUUAUGUCCGGUGCAAAGGGUGCAACGGUGAACUGCAUUCAGAUGUCGUGUCUUCUUGGGCAAAUUGAGCUUGAAGGCGCUCGCCCGCCCUUAAUGUUAAGCGGUCGAACGCAUCCGUCAUUCCGGCCGUACGAGUCGUCGCCGCGAUCUGGAGGAUUUGUAGUGCAAAGAUUCGCCACUGGUUUGAGGCCGCAGGAAUAUUUUUUCCAUUGCAUGGCUGGUCGCGAAGGUCUUAUCGAUACUGCAGUCAAAACUAGUCGAAGUGGCUACCUUCAGAGAUGCCUUAUCAAACAUUUGGAGGGGGUUGUGGUUAAUUAUGAUCUGACAGUGCGUAACAGUGACGGUGGUAUCAUCCAGUUUUUGUAUGGAGAAGAUGGACUGGAUAUUGGCAAAACUCCGUUCUUUUCGGAGAAACAAAUGCCAUUCCUGAUCUCAAACGUUAAUCAUUCCACCAGAUCUGAAAUAAAAAGGCUGUCGAAAACUAUCGAUGUCAAAACAGCCGCUGUCCAUGAUCGCUCGGUGAAAGCAUGGAAGGAGGAAACAGUUAGACUGUCGGCAAAAGCCAGAAAAAAGCAGAAACUAUUGCAAAAGGCACCAGAUGAAAAUAUUGCCUUGCUACAGCUGCCACGGAUCAGUCGGAUGUCGGAUACAGGAAGACAGAAUGACACUGUCGAACCUACGUUGUCGGCUUGUCGACCGGAUAUCCAUUUUGGGUCUAUAUCCGAGCGACUGCAUUCAAUUAUGGAAAAGUACAUGAAGAACCCGCCCAUUUCGGGGAAGAUGUGCCAGACACAGUCGGGCUUCAAGUCUCCAGAAGCACUGGUUCAGAAUGUGGUAAAUUUGAAGUAUAUGAAGUCUCUGUGUCAACCUGGAGAGGCGGUGGGGGCACUUGUGGGUCAGUCCAUUGGGGAGCCUUCGACGCAGAUGACCUUGAAUACGUUCCAUUUUGCCGGUCGCGGAGAAAUGAACGUAACGCUUGGUAUACCUCGACUCCGAGAAAUCUUGAUGACUGGGAGUAAGACCAUUAAAACUCCCACUAUGGAGGUUCCGGUUAAAAAGGGAAUGGAAAACGAGGCGGAGUUGUUAAGGAUUCGUCUGACCAGAUUGAUGUUUUCGGAGAUGGUGGAUUAUAUGGAAAUGAAUAAAUACAACGAAGCUCAAGAAAAUGAUAACAUGGAAACGAUUCUGGAAUUGUAUAUAAAAUUUAUUUCUCCGGAGGAAAUUGUGUCGAAAACAUGCAUAACCUCCCGCAAAGUUCUCAUGUACUUCGAAAAAGUGGUCGUAAGGCAGCUCGUUAAACGGAUUCGCCAGAAAGGGGCUUCAGUGAAAAAGCAGACCAAGAAGGGCCAUGGAAAUGAAAUGGACGAGGCAGUGGAGGCGCGAGGUCAGGCCAGUGGUGAAGGUGGUGAGGAUGGCGGGGAGGAGGCAGCACAUAACGAAGGAGACGACGAAGCGGAAUCUCUGUAUUCGGACGAUGAAGCAGCGGAUCCCGAGGGUGGUAAAGCGCAGAGGGCAGCGGAUGCUGAGUACAGGGGCGACGAAGAUGAUGAGAUUGUUCGCGAGUGGGAGGAUGGAGAAGAAGCCAGAAUGGAAGACGAAGACGGUCCAGAUGAACACGACAAAGAAAAUUCCCUGCGAAGCGAUUCUGAUGGGGACGCCGAUAUAAGUGCGGACUUGUUAGCAAGUUUGAUUCCGCCAACUCCUCAUGAAGGAAAAAAAUCUAAGAAGAGGAUGAACGCCAUUCGUACCGAAGGAGUAAUGGGUGUGGAUUCGUGGGUGAAAAAUUAUCGUUAUGAUCCGGAAGAGAAUAACUGGUGUCGGCUUACGUUGGCCAUUCCCAUGUCCAGUGCGGCUGCCGAUCCUCAGUCGCUAAUUGAAUCCGAACUGAAGAAAUGCGUUGUGCAUCAGGUGGCCAACAUCCGUAAAGCCUUUCUGGCCAAGGAGAAGAAUGGUGUUGUGAUGCUGCGAACGGAAGGUGUCAAUUUCGAUUACAUGAUGCAGUUUGAUGAAAUUGUGGACCUGAAUCGACUCAUGUCCAAUGAUAUCCAAGCAGUGGCGGAGCGCUUCGGGAUAGAAGCGGCAGCCAAGACCAUAAUCCGGGAGUGCAAUAGCGUAUUCGGCGCAUACGGGAUCGAUGUCAAUUAUCGGCAUUUGUCUUUGGUGGCUGAUUAUAUGAGUCGGGAUGGCGUGGUUAAAGCGUUUAAUCGAUUGGCCAUUGCCAGUAAUGCGUCACCGUUCCAGAAAAUGAGUUUUGAAACAUCCAUGAAUUUUUACCGGGAUGCUGUUGUCAACGGAGCCCGGGAUACCCUUCAAAGUCCAUCUGCUCAGCUGGUUAUCGGAGAACGCGUUCGCGUCGGUACCGGUUUAUUUUCGCUGCGAGCGCCCGUACGGUUGGAUAACUAAAACAGUGGUGGAAAAUAAUUACCGCUUAUUGCGGACUUAGACUUUCCAGUGCCUGGCCAGAUGUGUUGUGCCUUGUGUUAUUCUGUGAUGAAAAGUUUCUCUUUACGAAGGCUGAAUCGUAUAAAUUUGUACUGGUUGAAGAUGCGUCUGUUGAAAAUAUCCUAGCGCAAAGAAAAAUACAAUAUCGUUGAACAUUGUUGCAAUAUUUUAUGCCAAUAAAAAUUUUACUGUUUAUGGAUUGCGACACGGCUCUUUUG
Molecule: messenger RNA, 5463 nt
Organism: Paramacrobiotus metropolitanus
Lineage: Eukaryota; Metazoa; Tardigrada; Eutardigrada; Parachela; Macrobiotidae
Product: DNA-directed RNA polymerase I subunit RPA1-like
Exons: 29
Coding region: 80-5206 (1708 amino acids)
Biological process (GO): DNA-templated transcription
Cellular component (GO): RNA polymerase I complex
Molecular function (GO): DNA binding; DNA-directed RNA polymerase activity
Source: RefSeq, a predicted model, not a curated record